Molecule: messenger RNA, 1668 nt
Organism: Coniophora puteana RWD-64-598 SS2
Lineage: Eukaryota; Fungi; Basidiomycota; Agaricomycetes; Boletales; Coniophoraceae
Product: FAD/NAD(P)-binding domain-containing protein
Exons: 8
Coding region: 1-1668 (555 amino acids)
Molecular function (GO): FAD binding
Source: RefSeq, a predicted model, not a curated record
AUGACCAUUACCUCCACUUCUACUCCCACCACCCCCUCCGAUCCCCCUGUCCUCAUCGUUAAUAGGCGUAGGGCCAACAGACCUCACUGCAGCUCUAGUGAUUGCCCAGAAUGGAAUUCCGCUCCGCACGUCGACAAAGAGACGUCGUUCCAUCCCGGCUCUCGUGGCCCGGGCAUCCAGCCCCGCACGCAGGAGCUUUUGCAUCAACUCGGCAUGUCUGACAUGCUCAACGCUUCGAUUGAAACGAUGCAGAUACAGAGGCACUCGUACGAUAAGAUGGACGCUGUCAAGACAUGGGCUGUGAUACCUCCAUUGGAGUCUACUCCGCACAUUCCCUACAUAAAUCCAAGACUCUUGGGGCAGAAUGGCAUUGAAAAGUUCCUGCGAGCUGCCUUGGCAAGACUCGGCUACAAGGUUGAGCUGGGAUAUGACAUUCGCUCCUUCGAGCAGACUCCUGAAUGCGUCAUUGUGCACGCAUUCAGGCGGGACGGUUCGGAGGAGACGUUCCGCGCCAGCUAUCUUACCGGCGCAGACGGAGGUAGAGGUGUCUCCCGCAAGCAGCUUGGUGCGACUUUCUUAGGCGAGACGAGAGAAGAAAAUCGUUUGGUCACUGGAGACGUUCGCAUGACAGCAGAGGGCUUCGACAAACGUUACUGGCACCGUUUCGGAGAUAGCAAUAAGAAGCUAGUUAUGCUCAGGCACUGUGCUGAAGUUGCCGAGGAGAACGACGGCUACCAGUUUCAGAUCAUGGGACCAGAGGUUGACAUCCAUAAAUUGCUCAGUAGCAAAGAGUCAUUGUUUGAAGAAAUUGCGUCUGCCUUGCCGAUGAAGAUCCACUUUACGAGUCUUAUCUGCUCCAGUGAAUGGAGACCGAAUAUUCGCAUGGCAAACAACUUCGGUUCUCAACGAGCUUUCUUGGCCGGAGAUGCAGCCCAUGUGCACUCGCCUGCAGGUGGACAAGGGUUGAACACGGGCAUAAGCGAUGCUAAGAUCUCGCUCGUUAUGAAAGGUGGGGCGGGUCCAUCUCUGCUCGCUACGUAUUCCGCAGAACGCCUCCCCCUCGUCGCCGAGAUGUUGAAUCUGACAACCACCAUCCUGGACGCCGACACCUUCGGCUCGGACGCGACGUGGUCACCGCGUCCGGAGUCGCUGCGCAUGCUGGGCGUCAAUUACCGCCAAAGUGACAUCGUCCUGGACGAGAUACAUCCUUUAGGCUCCCUCCCUCCCAUCCCUGCUUACGGUGAUCCCAAAGAAAUCCAAGCUGUCGUCUUAGCCGCCGGAGACCGCGCGCCCGAAGCUGGUGGCCUCAUCGAUGACGCAGGCAACACGCACCGCCUGUUCGACCUGUUCCACAUGACCCACCACACCGUCCUCGUCUUCGCGCUCUCUGUGGAAGAUGCCCGCGACAUUUUGGCAGCGCGCACGGCAAGAAGCGCAGACUUGAUUCGCUACAUCGUCAUCCUUCCCGGCUCGUCACAGCUUGAUGCUGGGGUUACUCUUAACAGCGACGCGCUCAUCGUGCAGGAUAGCGAAGGCAUCGCAUACUCAGGGUACCAGGCCGAGAACGAUAAGACCCGCGUCGCGAUCGUUCGCCCAGACGGAUGGAUUGGUGGUCUAGUACGCGAUAAGGAAGGGGCUCACAAAUAUUUCACGAAGAUCUUCGAGUGA